AAGGCAUCCCUAACUCAAAAUGACGUAUGACGUAUAAAAAAAACCAUUUACGUUUCGAGUCUUCGCGUAAAUAUAGCUUUAUAGUAAAAAUGUAUUCUGUUUUGUUAUGUUAAAAUAUGUGUGGAAUGAAGAUGUGCAAAACCAAUAAUUAUAUUUUACAACCUUUGCCCACAAACACAAAGCAUUAAUAAGAUGCUGGAAAAUAACAUCUUAUUAGUGACUAGAAGAGAAAGUGCUUCGUAUAGUAAAUAACGGGUCGAUAUGAAUAUGUCUGUGUCUGAUUUAUCAGUCGGGUGUCGUUUUGCAGAUUAUUUUGCUAUAUGUGGGCUAGAUUUUGAUUCUGGCUUGGAACCUGACAGGCUUUGUGGCGACAACUUGCAUGUGUCUCCUUUGGACCGCUCGUAUAAGGGGAAAAUAUUAGCUCACUACCCUGACAAUGUUCAAAGCAAUCCAUUUGAUGAACAUGCUGUUUGUAUGCUCUGCCUGCCGGCUGGUCUCCAGUUCAGGACACAGAAACAUUCAUUAGAGGCAAAGUUCCAUAGUUUUGUUGUGACCAGAGAAAAUGCUUCCCGCUACUAUGGCUUUAGUCUUAUCUUCUAUGAAGAAGUUAGGAACAGAAAUAUCUGCAGUGCCAUGCACACUUUACAGGCAAUGUAUAUCACCGAGUUAUCUAGUGGACAGACUCCACCCGGGCACAGAAAAAGCAAUGGAAAAGAGAGCUCUCGAUCCUUGCCCAGGUCCUUCAAGCUCGCUCCACACUCGGGCGCUGCGCUCACCUAUUACGACGUAACCAAAGAUAAACUUUAUGUAGCCAAAAGUAUAGCUCUAAUAUGCCAAUACCCAUAUGUGAGGGUAGCGCAGUUGUUUUUAGAAAAUUUAUAUAGAUCACUGCCUAGACAGCCCGGACCGGGUCUUAGUCCGGAGUCCUAUGUUUACAAUCUGCUAUAUGAAGUGCCAGUGCCCUUGCCGGGACAGGCCCUGCGCCUGUAUCUGCCACCACCGGAACCUCACUUAGAACCGGUACCCGUUGUGAUACGAAUGCCAAAUUUACCUGAGGAGCUGCCGUUGCUCGACUACCCACUUCGAGUAAUGUUCUCUACGUUAGGAGUGGAAUGUGUGGUCCAGCUGUUUACAUGUGUGUUAUUGGAGCACCAGGUGCUUAUUAGAUCCAGUGAUUACAGCAGGCUGAUGCUGGUGGCGGAGUGCGUGGUGGCGCUGCUGCUGCCGUUCGCGUGGGCGCACGUGUACGUGCCCAUCCUGCCCGCGCCGCUGCACCACUUCCUCGACGCGCCCGUGCCGUUCGUCAUGGGUCUUCACGCGGACAGUGCGGCCGUCAGCGGCGCGCGGAACAUCGCGCUGGGCUCGGAGGCCGCCUUGUGCCUCGUGGACAUCGACAAGCCGGACAUCCAGCUGCCCGAGGAGCUGCCCGUCUUCCCGCACCGGACGGCUUUCGUAGAGGAGCUCAACCACAUCUUGGACAAGCAUCAGGUUCAAAGACCUGAAACGGAGCCCACGAGACUCGGCGUGCCAAUAAACGGGACAUCAUACAAACACAUGAGUGACAUGAGCAGCAGUUGCACGCUACCGUCGGGCGGUCUUCGUCGCAAGCAUUCAUUCAACGACGUGCUAGAGUGGGACGAGAGUAGGCCGCUGAACGCGUCCCCGCCCGGCUCGCCGACUCGACGCACGCCGCGCCGACUCGACGCGCUUCAGCGGAUCGUCGACAUCGUGAAGCGGACGGGCGUAAACAUAGAUCAAGUGGACGCCGACAGCGUGAUGCCGGUGCCGAAGCGGGGGCCGCUCAACGACGAGGAGCAGUACAACGAGGACGCGCGCCUCAACAGCGCCGUCCGCGAGUGCUUCCUCAACAGAUUCGUGAACAUGUUCCUCGCGUACGAGAACUUCAUCAUCCAGCCCGACCAGGAUCGCGAGGCAUGGCUGUCGACCAGAGAGUCCAUGGUGAACUUCGACAAGGCGUCGUUCCUGUCCGACCAGCCGCAGCGGCACCGGCCGUUCCUGUCGCGCUUCCUGGAGACGCAGAUGUUCGCCACCUUCAUCGACCACAAGAUCCUGGCCGCCUGGGGCGAGCACGACGCCAACCUGCAGGCCUUCGACCACCGCGUCGCCAUCACGAGGCGCCGGGCGGGCGAGGGCGGCGCGGCGCGGGGGUACAGCGUGUGGGCGGGGGGUGCGGCGGGUGCGGGGGGCCAGCACGGCGCGGGGGGCCAGCCCGGCGCGCAGCUCGAGGUGGCGCCGGCCGCCGAGCGCCUGCCGCACCGCGCCGCCUACUACCGCGCCUUCCCCGCGCGCCUCGACGUCGCCGCGCUGGCGCCGCCGCCCGGGACCGAGCCCAGAACCAAUAGUUUGAAGCGCAUAAAGAACGCAAAGUGGCAAGUGAAGGAUUGCGCGCCAGAAAUGUUGCUCGGAGACAUCGGUAGGAGGCUGUCCACCGAGGUCACGAGCGCCGCUAUAUCUCAAAACCACAAAGCCUUCGUCGAUAAACUUUUAAAGGAAUGCAAAAGCAAGACAAAGCGUAUGUUAGUAGAGAAAAUGGGCACGGAAGAGACCGACCUAGGUCUCGGCAGUGAAGUGUCCAUCACGGGUGUGGAAGAAAGCACAAUGAUUUCGUCGCUGUGCGAUCUCCUGGAGAGACUGUGGUCGCAUGGCGUGCAGCACAAGAUGGGCAAGUCUGCGCUUUGGAUGCACCUCACUAACUAUCAGGAGUUGGAGCAGUGCAGCAACUCUACGAAGCCUAUAGACCCUAACUGCCUUACGCCUGAUUUAUCGUCGGUCGGGGCGGAGGUGGAGGCGCGCGGCGGCCGCUCGCGGGACAGCUCGCGCGGCGGCUCGCGGGACGGCUCGCGCGAGCGGCUCGGCGACGCGGCCACGCUCGAGCGCCAGGCCGCGCAGCCGCCCAACCCGCUGCGCCCGCUGCCGGAGAGCCUCACUUUCGAUAUGAGGAAUAUCCAAGCUAUGACUGACAUAAAAACCGAGAUAGGUUACGCCCGUGCAUGGGUCCGCCUCUCGCUGGAAAAGAAAUUGCUCUCCAAGCACCUGCGGGAACUGCUCGCUGACACCACGCUGCUCAGGUCCCAGUACAAGAAGACCGCCUUCUUGAGAUGCGAGGAGGAGAGGGAACAGUUCCUGUAUCAUUUGUUAACCUUGAACGCUGUUGAUUACUUCUGUUUCACCAAUACCUAUCCCACCACUAAACUGCCAUACCGCGUGCUGAUCGUGCCGUCGCGCAAGGCCAGCCAGACGACGGCCAACUGCUGGAUCGCCAUCUCGGGCGCCCACGGCGACGCCACCCCCAAGAUACCGAUACCACGCAACACCAACGAAUUCGUCUUUCAUCAUAAAAACUUGGGCGUGCUGUCGACGCUACGCAUCGGCCACGACAACUCCGGCCUGUCGCCGCGCUGGCUUCUCGACCAAGUUUACGUGAGGAACGAAGUCACGGGACAUACUUACACGUUCCCGUGCCAGCGCUGGCUGGGCUCGGGCGUGGACGACGGCUCGACGGAGCGGCUGCUGGUGGCGGCGCGCCUGCGCGGCGGCCGCUCCCCUCGCUCGCCCGCGCCCGCGCCCGCCGCCACGCACCUCUCCACCUCCACCAUCCAGCACAUGAUCGGUGACUGCGUGAACGCGAUAGUGAAAUGGCACUAUCAGUCGAAAAGAGACAAGGACGCGAACUCACUGAGUGUUCUGCUGUGCGGGGAAAAUGGCCUGGUCAAGUGCUUGGAGCAAGCCUUCCUCUGCGGGUUCAAGUCCAGUCGCCUCUUCGGGAAGAACUUCUUCAUUUGGGAUUAUUUUGCGAAAGUGAAGGACGAGUUCAAGAUGAGCCUCUGCGACGAGCCGAGCCCACAGCCCCAAGCGAGCAAGUGCGGAGUCGCGUACAACUGUCGCCAGGACCAGGAGCACCGCGCCAUCUGGCGCUGCUACUGCCACCUCAUGGACGAGAUCUGCUCCGUCGGCCGCACGCUGGGCAAGGACGGCCAGUUCCAGCUCUUCAUCUGUCUGAGUCUGAGGGAGCACUGGCUGCACAGGAUGCUGGUGCCCAUGUCGCUGACGCGCGCGACGGGCGAGAUGUACGAGGAGCAGAGCUUCCUGCGCCGGCGCGGCCUGCUCACCUUCCUGCGCCAGAUCCUCGAGCCGCUCGACGAGUUCGACAUCGUGCUGGAGAAUUCGCUCACGCAAGGUAUUUAAGCGCGCUGGGACACUCGUGGUUAUUUAUACUAGAUUUAUAUGUAUGUCUUAAAACAGAAACGAUAUUAAAUACUUUAGAAGUGCUGGACUGAUAAUUAAUGUCCCUUAUCAAUGGCGGCAAGAUUGAAUUAUUGUUUUGUUAAAAUUCACAUAAAAAAUAGCGGAAGUCAGGACGUGCCUCGCGUGCUUCCGUUGAUUCUAGUAAAAUAACAGUUCGAUGUGAAUUCUUUUUAUUUCUCUAUUACUUUCUUGUGUGAUCUUUCAUUUGCACGUCUACGUUCAACAAUGUCAUACAGCAUUCAUCUCAGACGCGCUAAAAAUGAAGGGAAGAGAUGAAUACGAUAUGUCUACGCAUCAAAUACAAUAAUGACACUUUCAGUGACAAGCGCCCGAUUUGCAAUACAAAACGGACACACCUAGCGUGUACUGUAGAGAAUAUGUUAAGGUACGCACAUAUCCAACAUUUUUCUGUAAAAUAUUAUUUUUAAGUGUAUACCAUAAGCGAUUAUCCAGACAUUUCACGCCGGGUGACUUUUAACGGAUAUUAGUUUAACGGACUGCUGUAGGUAUCACAUUAUAUCAUUGUUCAUUGAUAUAUACAAGGUGGCCAAAAAUAUGUGGUUUUGGGCUUAUACUGAGCAACUUUUACUAUGGGACCAACCCCGAAAUCGCUAAAAAAAUUCUUGGCUGUUUGAUACAUUUCAGCUGGUCCAUUUUCUAUGGGAGAGUAAAUUUCUUUCGCGAUUUCUGGGUUGGACCCAUAGUAAAAGUUCCACAGUGUAAUCCCAAAACCUUCCUGGCAACGGAAAUGCACAUAUUUUUUGCCCGCCUUAUAUAAUCACAUAAGCUAUUAAGUAAUUAAUCACACAAAAUACUCAGGACAGGACACUACGAAAUCUAUGUUAGUUUUUAGAUAUUAUUUUAUACAUAUUAAGUUUAAAUGUGAUUUUAUUAUCUUAUGUCUUGCCAGUUGAACCCAAAGAUUAUUUUUUAUGGUGCUUAUAAUAGUUAAGUUAAUAUUGUUUUUUUUUUAUAUUAACUCGUCAAUUUAUGAGUUUUGAUAUAUGUAUACAUAACAUUUUGACAUUACAUGUAAUUCAUGCUUUUUCUGUUAUAAAUGUGCCACUAUGCCCAUGUAGACUAUCGACCUAAUGUUAUAAUACUUAUAAUUUUAUUGUGUUUCAAACGCGUUAUACACACACUGGUGCCCAGAAUUAGAGUGAACUAACGUUUCCUGACGUGUGCUACUAAGAUUACCGCGUCGCAUUUUCAACUUUCACUACGUAACAAAAGGCGAUAUUGUGCAAUAAGAAAGCCGAUGUGUGUAUUUACCAAAGCACGCGUGUUUCAUACGAAGUUUUUCAACACACUCGCUCUUGCACUUGCAAAAUGUAAAAAUAUGCUUGAACCAUAUAUUUUGUUCAACUGCAGUCAGAUUACUGUACCUACCUAUAUAAUUCUGGACAUGAGUGAAGUUUAGAUUAAGGUAUGUAGCUGAGGCGUUCUCACGAAGCCUACGCAUCUCGCACGAAGAAUCGACAUGUGGACUGAAUUGUGCAUAAUUAUAAUACUUAUUGAAUGAGGUGUUAGUUCCUUACUGUACUAGUGUACUGUAAUGUAAUAUUGUUGUGCGUUCACAUGCAUUUAACCCUUAAAUUGGCAACGGGGAACAGAAGGCACGUUAUUACUUUUGACCGUCUUUUUUUUUCUAGAACAGUAUUUGGCUUAGCAGGAGGUGCGCGAGAUACACUACCCGUCUUUGUCUAACUGUAUUAAUUAGAAAGGGCAGGCGGGGUAGGUUCCGAGAGUGAAGUUUUUGAAAACACGUACCGCUUUUUUUUAUCACUAUAAGGUUGUCAAAAAUAAAAUUAGCAAUCUUGAGAUGAGACUUUUCUCUAGUGACUUCAUCGAUUCUAAUGCUGAUUUUUUGACUUUCGCUCGAUAGAAAAAAAAUCACUAACAGGUCUGAAACGCACUUUAGAAAUAGUAUACAAUUUAUGCACAAGACCUAAAAAUUGGGAAAUUGCUUCUAAAAAUGUGCAAUUUUAUUUUUAAGGAAACUCAUCUAUUACUUUUUUUUGUUAAACCAUGAAAAAUAAACAUGAUAUCCGCGGUCCCGAGCACGCACAUCCAUCUCGCUCACGCUUACGCUCAGUGAGAGUGAGAGAAGAACUCGAACCUACCGGGCCACGGAGGGCCGAGGAGGCUUGAACUCACUACCAUCCAAGAUUUUUGCCAAUUGAAGGGUAAAAUAAAUGUGUCUCAAAAGUGUUUUAGAUCUGGUUUACGAAUCUGCAUGUUAUCUAACGAGGGUUUAUUUACCUUAUUUUGACAGAUAUGUCAUCUUAUACCUAGUAACUAUAUGUUAAUACUCGAAGUGGAUAAUUAAUAAAUUAAUUACAAAUUGGUGUUAACUACAAUGCUAUGGCAUCUAGUAAAAAUGCUUAGAUUUAUUAGAUGAUUGAUUAAGGCCAAUGUGGAGAAGACCGGCAUAUAAAACUUAUUGCUGAUAAGACCGUCACAUAGCAACAACUAUUGUAUUUGUAUAAGUACGUCGCUCACAGUCGGAUAAAUCUGAAAGGAAGAGCCUCACUCCGUCUGCUCCACCGACCAUCUGGAAGUGAAGUAUGUACGGCCACGUCUAAAAAUAUCGAUACGAAAAAAGUGCCAAUAAUAUGUAUACUCUAUUGCCCAUAUAUUAAGGUAGUGCAUACAUAUUUUUGUCACAUUUUUCGUACCGAUAUUUUCAGACGUGACUGUACCCAUACAAACGCAAAAGAUGAAAGCGACGAAAGAGCUUUUAGACGCUCUUCUCUCGUUGAAGGUCUUUACUACAUUGACCUUAAUACAAAAUAAAAAUUAUAGUUUCUUCAUAUUAUGGAAGGCACUACAAUAAGUAAGUUUCAAUAUUUCAAAAGAUUAUAUUGUAAGGUAACAUUUAACCCUCCAUAGUGUCUAGUGUCAUUACUUGUACUCUAAUUUGUUUAGUUCUGAACCUUUUGAUUAUUGUGUUAGUGUGUAAGUUAUUGUGUUAGUUAUUUUUAAAAUCAGGGUUUUCAUGGAAACUUCUUUAUAAGCAAUCUCUUAUGAUAUUAACUAUAACGGCCAGUCCAGACGGGAACAACUUUUCGCCAAUCUGAUUAAAUUGUCGGAUCACGCACACGCCAAUUUGGCUCGCCGAUUUCGACCGCCGAUUAUGACCGAUAUUACCGAUAAAAUGACGAUGCGGACGCAGGAAUACCAAUUUGUGACGCUAGUAUUCGCGUUUGGGCAUUUUUUUUAAUUUAGUGCACCUAAACAUUACUAUAAAUCUAAAAUUGGAGAUUGACGCCAAUCAUCUCGUCUGGACUGGCCUUUUGUCCCAUAUUUGCAGCAAACAAACCAAAGCAAAAGGGUGACCUUAUACUACUGCUAAUUUAAGUAGAAUAGGCAGCUACGUGAUAAAAAAAACAAUCCACUUAUAUGGAUUAGUUAGAGUCGAUUGUACAUAUAUGUUGCUUUCGAAAUAGAAAAGUAUUGUAAGAGAAACGUUGUAAACAUUUGUAUCUGUUUAGAAUUUAGAAUCUAUUAAAUAUGCAAUACUUUUGGGCUUGUAUAUAAAUCACGCGAGGUUCGAUAGGGGGAGGGGGGUAUAAGGGAGUCUAUUUUACGAAAAUAUCAUCACAUUUAUAACGAAAAUAGAAAAUUAGGUCGAAUGAAAAACCUUCAAAAAAUACACGUGAGGUUAUGUGCCAAGGGGGAGGGAGGAGUCAAAAAGUAACCGAAUAAACCUCACGUGAUUUGUGCACAAACCCUUUGUAGCCGUACCAUUUAACUUUGAAGGUUCGUGAGAUAGUUUCCCAGUGGUUUUCCAGUAGAAGGUGGCUUAGUUUGAGGCUAACCCUCUUAUUCAUAAAACUAAGCAAGCUUAUGAAAACCUCUGUUAAAUUGUGUCUCUUUCUAACAAACGGAAAUAAGGACAUACCAUUAUCAACGGUAUGUUAGAUUUGACACACAUUUCUGGAUAUCGCCAUUUGUCUAGUUAAAGUUAAAUUAUUGUAACUUACUGUAAGUUAAACACAGUUGUGGCAGUCAGAACAUCAUCAACAUGCACAUGAAGCAUUAGGACCCUUCUCUGAUGGAAUGCCACAGUUAAAUUGCCGAUCAGACCUUAGACGAUCAUAAUUUCUCUAACUCACGAACCCUUUGAGUUAGUGGUCUGUCAGUGGCUAGGGUGGCCGACAAAAUGUUAGACUAGAAACCCAAUAUUUUCAACCAAAAAAAAAAUUUUACCCUAUUCAUUGAAUUUGCAAUGGACAUUGUUUUACUCACGCCACUAGUUUAGUAUAAUCUCUUACAAUUAUAGUUUCGGCUAAGCCGGCAUCCAUUGUUAAAGUACUAACAAACGGGCGUACCGGACCACGACCUUGGUACGGUCCGAGGCCUGUUCGAUCGCGAGGAAGAUUCACCGUACAGUCGACGAUAUGUUUACACUUUUGCACCUUAUUAGCAUGUAAUAAGGCAAAAAAAUUAAACUUAUAUUUGAUCUCGACUGUACAUACAUUAGAACGCAGAUAUGAGUAAGGGGGAGAAAGAAAUAUGCGGACCGGAUCGCAGUCCGGUACAUCCGUCUAUUGUUAUUAUUAGUCUGGCAAACCAACUUGUCAGUAGAAAUUCAAAUUGUAUGGAAGUCAACCUUUCGCACCUAAUUUUGCCAAACUAGCCGGGCUUUUAUACUGAGAAUAUUGGCUUGCCAGACUAUAUGUGCUAUAUUUUGGUCGAUGUUAUAGUUGUUUACGUCUGCCGUCCUCGAGUUGUCAACAUUUCUUACUCGUUUGUUAAGCAAUGUGUCUUAAGUCCCAUUUAUCGCUGAUGUAUGCUCAUUAGUUUCUUUCUCAGAUAUAUUAUUUUAUAUCAUUUGAGACAGACUAUUAUUUUAUAUCAUUAGAGACAAGUUAAUGUUAAAGACUAUCAAUAUUCUUCAAAGCAGCAACUUUUUAUUGUAAAAUAGUUACCAAACUAUGAAUUAAAAAUAGGUAGUAAGCUCCAAAUGCGCUUAGAAUUUUUAAAAUAGUUUCUUUUUCUACAA
This is a messenger RNA of Cydia pomonella (codling moth), 9274 nucleotides long. RefSeq names its product DENN domain-containing protein 5B (gene pns). The record is from RefSeq and is a predicted model, not a curated record. Gene Ontology annotation, molecular function: guanyl-nucleotide exchange factor activity; small GTPase binding. The coding region runs from base 262 to 4206 and encodes 1314 amino acids. The transcript is spliced from 23 exons. NCBI's taxonomy places the organism in Eukaryota, Metazoa, Arthropoda, Insecta, Lepidoptera, Tortricidae.